AUGGCCGUCCCGCAGGAAAAGGUGGCUGUCCACCACCAUGUCACUAGCGUCGCCCUUCCCGAGAAGGCAGCGUACGCAAAACUCUCCGAUGGCGUCACCUCCGGCAAUCUGACUCCCAUCGCCUCGACUCCCGAGAAGAGCUUGGAGAUGCCCCGUGACAGCAAUCUCUCUACACCGCGGUCGUACCGGAACGAGAACCCCUUUGAUACGGAUAUUGAGGCCAUGAUCACCACGACGUCAUCCACCGACCCUUACGCCAUGAAGAGCAUCACAACUACAAAGGACUGCCCAACGAUAUGGCCGGGCAAGCAGGAUUGGAAGGCCAAGGCAAAGGCUGCGAAGCGUGACCGUGGCUCCUGCGCCUGCAUGGCGCGCAUGAGCAAGAAGAACCGCAUCAUCAUGAAGGUCGCAAUCGGCCUUCUUAUUAUUGGUAUCGGUGUUGGCGUGGGAUUCGGCGUCAGCAAGCCUCUGGGCGCACCUAUCUGGGGCGAUUCUGAGAAGAACCACUGA
Messenger RNA from Colletotrichum graminicola M1.001, 510 nucleotides. RefSeq lists its product as uncharacterized. The transcript has a single exon. The record is from RefSeq and is a predicted model, not a curated record. The coding region runs from base 1 to 510 and encodes 169 amino acids. NCBI's taxonomy places the organism in Eukaryota, Fungi, Ascomycota, Sordariomycetes, Glomerellales, Glomerellaceae.